Pipra filicauda (Wire-tailed manakin) is the source of this 1999-nucleotide messenger RNA. RefSeq names its product transmembrane protein 161A (gene TMEM161A). Lineage: Eukaryota; Metazoa; Chordata; Aves; Passeriformes; Pipridae. The record is from RefSeq and is a predicted model, not a curated record. The transcript has 12 exons. Bases 31 to 1467 code for a protein of 478 amino acids.
UCCUGCGGCCGCCCGUGCGCUGAGCCCGCCAUGGCGGUGAUGGGGGUGCAGGUGGUGGUGACCCUGCUGGCCGCCAGCCUCAUGCAGAAGAUGGCCCCUCACUGCUCCUUCGCCCGCUGGCUGCUCUGCAACGGCAGCCUGUACCGGUACAAACACCCCUCGGACGAGGAGCUCUGCGCCCUGGCUGGGAAGCAGCGCCCCAAGGCCAAGAGGGACAGGAGGGUGAACGGGGUGCUGGAGGACAAGCCCCUCUCCGUGCCCCGGGACAUCGCCCUGCGCCUGGACACCAGCCCCAUCACCGCCGUGGAUGCCCUGGUGCUGCGGUACUUCCUGGAGUACCAGUGGUUCGUGGACUUCGCCGUGUACUCCACCGCCGUGUACGUCUUCACCGAGGGCUACUACAGCCUGGCCAGCCCCCCCCGGGAGACCAACCUGGGGGUGCUCUGGUGCCUGCUCACCGUCCUCUUCUCCGUGAAGGUGUUUUUCAUGGUGAUGCGCCACUAUUUCCGCUCGGAGGAGGGGGGGGAGCGCUCCGUGUGCCUCACCUUCGCCUUCUUCUUCCUCCUCCUGGCCAUGGUGGCCCUGGUGGUCCGGGAGGAGCACCUGGAGUUCGGCCUCGAGACCGGGCUGGCCGGGGUCAGCACUAACCUGGAGCCCCUCCUGAAGCAGCGGGGCUGGGAGUGGACGCUGCCCCUGGCCAAGCUGGGCUUCAAGCUGGGGCUGGUGGCCCUUUGCUCCUUCCUGGGCGCCUGCCUGACCUUCCCGGGGCUGCGCCUGGCCCAGACCCACCUGGAUGCCCUCAGGAUGGCGGCCGACCAGCCCCUGGCACAGCUCCUGCUCCACCUGAUUUUCCUGGCGCCCGUCCUGGUGGUGGUGAUGUGGGUCAAGCCCCUCUCCCGGGAUUUCCUGCUCCACGCGCCCAUGGGCAAGGAGACGGUGCAGCUCAUGUCGGACUCUGCCUUCGAGAGCGCGCGGCUCUGGAGCAUCGUGGGGCUGUGCCUGCUGCGCCUGCUCGGCGCCCGCCGCCACCUCCAGGCCUACCUGGGGCUGGCCGAGCGCUGGGUGGAGCAGAUGAGGAAGGAGGCCGGGCGGAUCCCGGCCCUGGAGAUCCAGCAGAAGAUCACCAGGAUCUACUGCUACGUCCCCGUGGUCACCCUGCAGUACCUGGGGCCCGUCAUCCUCACCCUGCACUGCACUCUGCUGCUCAAGACGCUGGGGCACCUCUCCUGGGGGCUGUACCCGGAGCCCCCCCCGGUGUCCCCGGCGGUGGCGGCGCCGGGCCCGGCGGGCGAGGAGGGCGAGGACGUGCAGGUGGUGGUGCAGCAGAUCACGGGCAUCCUGGACUGCAUCUUCACCCCCCCCUUGCUCCGGGGGCUCUUCUCCUUCCUCACCUGGUGGGUGGCCGCCUGCCAGGUCGUCACCAGCCUCUUCGGCCUCUACUUCCACCAGUACCUGGCGGGGUCCUGACUGGGGGGAGCUGGGACGUGCCCGUGCCCGGCUGCUGCUCCUGCCUUGGCCGGUUCCUCCCCCCUUUGCACGUGCUGGUGGCACCCGUGGACACGUGGGGGGAUGUUUCUGCUGCCGGCUCAGGGCAGGACGGGUUUCGUGCCCGGGUCAGGGUGGGCAUCGCCCGCCCUGUCGCCCGUCACCGCCGUGCCUGCUCCCACCCCCUGCAGCCCCUCUGCCCCCUCCUGACCCAGCGUGGGGACACUCCACUGCUGUGCCCUCCUCGAGGGCAGCAGCAGCUCCUGCCAGCCCAGCUUGGUACCUGCUGGGCAGAGGAGGUGGUGGGGACCUCCAGCACAGACUUCGGGGUGUGCUCUGCCUCAUGUUUGCCUCCGCCAGCUGAGGGUGUUUUUGUAGGGUCUCUGCCAUGGCCAGCUGGGUCAGAGCUCCUUGGCAUCAUCCCUGUGCUUCCUGUGAGCCCUCAGGCCCAGCAGCCUCGGCCUUGGCCGGGUUAGGAAUAAAUCAGUGACCCAGAGUCGCUGCCAUCCCAAAA